CACUUAUUUUAAAACAUGAGCGAUUGGUUAUCAAAAGUCUUCUCUAAUUUCUCUUCUAUUUACUUUGAAAAAUCUACUUCUUUCUCUUUUCUAGUUUUCUUUAUCUCUCUUGUACUAACAGAAGAGCAAGUGAAAACCUCAGUGCAAAAAAAUAACAGAUAAUAAGAAGAAAAACAUGAAUGUUGCUGCAAGUGUUGAGGCAGAGGACUCUGAGUUUAUAGAAGUUGAUCCUACUGGAAGAUAUGGAAGAUACAAUGAAAUUCUUGGCAAAGGAGCUUGCAAGACAGUAUUUAGAGCAUUUGAUGAGUAUGAAGGAAUAGAAGUAGCAUGGAAUCAAGUAAAGCUUUAUGAUUUUUUGCAAAAUUCUGAAGACCUUGAGAGGUUAUACUGUGAAAUUCAUCUUCUUGAGACAUUGAAGCACAAGAAUAUCAUGAAGUUCUACACUUCAUGGGUUGAUAGUACCAACAGAAACAUUAACUUUGUCACUGAGAUGUUCACAUCUGGGACUCUUAGACAGUAUAGACUUAAACAUAAAAGAGUUAACAUCAGAGCAGUUAAGCAUUGGUGCAGGCAGAUUUUGGAAGGUCUUGUCUAUCUCCACAGCCAUGACCCUCCUGUGAUCCAUAGAGAUCUCAAGUGUGAUAAUAUUUUCGUCAAUGGUAACCAAGGAGAAGUCAAAAUUGGCGAUCUCGGCCUUGCUGCAAUUCUCCGCAAAUCGACUGUUCACUGUGUUGGAACACCUGAGUUUAUGGCACCAGAAGUGUAUGAAGAGGAUUACAAUGAAUUGGUUGACAUAUACUCUUUUGGAAUGUGCAUUUUGGAGAUGGUCACCUUUGAAUAUCCUUAUAGUGAAUGCAACCAUCCUGCUCAAAUUUACAAAAAAGUUGUCUCUGGAAAGAUGCCAGAAUCUCUUUACAAAGUCAAUGAUCCAGAGGUCAAGCAGUUUGUAGAGAAAUGCUUAGCAACUGUAUCCCUUAGACUUUCAGCUAAGGAACUCUUAAAGGACCCUUUUCUCCAAAUUGAUGAUUAUGAAUAUAACUUCAAAGAAUUGCAGUAUCAAAGAGAUUGCUAUGAAGUAACACCAACAAUUAGACAGCAACCUAUGAAUGGAAAUUAUAGCAUUAGAAAUGCUUUAAUGAAUGUGUACACUGAUAAUCUUGGUGGUUACGAAGAUGAUUUUGAAACAAGUGAAAUUGAUCUCUUUGAUUGUGAAGAGGAUGAUAAUUUGGAUGAAGUUGACACGUCAAUCAAAGGUAGGAGAAGAGAUGAUGGCAUCUUUCUGAGAAUCAGAAUACCAGAUAAGGAAGGCCGAGUUCGAAACAUCUACUUCCCGUUCGACACAGAGACUGAUACCGCAUUGAGUGUUGCAUCUGAAAUGGUAGCUGAGCUUGACAUAACUGACCAAGAUGUAACAAAAUUAGCAAAUAUGAUAGAUAAUGAAAUUGCAACUUUGGUACCAGGAUGGAAAAGGGGACCAAUAAUAGACGAAAUUCCGGAAGAUUCAAGUGCAAGUUUCUGCCUUAAUUGUGCUGCAAAUAAUACCUUGGUUGAUUAUGUAUCGUCAAAUAAUCCAUGUGCCAAGAAUCUUCAAUUCUUUCAUUGUUCUAAAAAUGGAUGUGCCGCGAUUCACGGCCGAUUCGAGGAGAUCACAUACCAAUAUGAAGGGUCUGCCAACACUGCUACAGAAGGUGCACCACCAAGUCAAUCCAAUGGCAUUCAUUAUGCAGAUAUUUGUGCUCAGCGAGACGAACAUGAAUCACGUCAUGAAGGAUUGAAAGAUAUACACUGCGAUGAAUCUCAUGACAUAUCAAAAAUAUCAACCAUAAAGGAGGAGGAAGAGGAGAGAAGUGUUAAUGUGGAUGACCAAAUUGAUGUUAAUACCAAAAAGCCUCCUUCUAGCCCUGCAGCAUCAGAAAAUUUAUUACUCUUGGGCUAUGAAAAUGAUAUAAGGCAAGAAUUGAGAUGGCUCAAAGUAAGGUACCAAAUGCAGUUAAGAGAGCUUAGAGACCAUCAAUUAGAGCAUGGAAAAGAUGGAUUUAUGAGGCCACCAGCUAAGGUAUCACACAUGAAGAUACAACACAAUAACACAUUAUUAAGGUCUAUGGCUUAUAAGAAGCAUUAUUCAGUUGAUGCUGAGAAAUGCAACACUUUGGCUGACCAAAUGAUUCCGAAUUAUGUUUAUGAAAUGAGUCAGCCUAACAAUUCUGAGCAAAUGGUCACAGCCAAGGAUUUCUUUGCAAGAGCUUUGCUUCCAAACUCGCUUCAAAGGGCGACCUCGCUUCCGGUUGAUGCAAUUGAUCUCUAGACAGAAUCUGGAAAUACAUUUUCUCAUUACAAGAGAGUGCCAAUGUAACUGUACUUGAAAGGGUCUCUUUGUUUAUAGCUUGAGUUUACAAUAAAGAAAUAUGUUCCAGAUGCGAUGGAAGUUUUUGGAACUACCAUAGAUGUAAUUUAGUUUAUUGGCACCCUUUUUCUCAUACCAUGUCCCAUGGUAUGAGAAAAUGUCAGAUGUGUAAAUCAUAGUAGACUAACACUAUAACAUAAAUUUAACCAAAGUUUUCCCUUGAAUUUCUGAA
Messenger RNA from Medicago truncatula (barrel medic), 2576 nucleotides. RefSeq names its product probable serine/threonine-protein kinase WNK9. The transcript is spliced from 7 exons. Gene Ontology annotation, biological process: protein phosphorylation. Lineage: Eukaryota; Viridiplantae; Streptophyta; Magnoliopsida; Fabales; Fabaceae. The coding region runs from base 176 to 2305 and encodes 709 amino acids. The record is from RefSeq and is a predicted model, not a curated record. Gene Ontology annotation, molecular function: protein serine/threonine kinase activity; ATP binding.